AACAGCUGUAAACAACAUAUUUCAUGAAUUUAAACAAAACGUGUUUACAGCAACAUUAAACGUUAAAUAUCAACUAAAAUUAAAACAAUGGUAGACUUGACUGAAAUAGAAGGUUAUAGAGUUGUGCCGCUGCGUAUGACGCCGGAUGCGAAGCACUGUCACAGCAUUUACAUGCGGGAACAUUUCAUACGUCUAAUGGAUCCUAAUAAACCCAAGGGUCGCACAUUAUUUCUGCUCAACGUUCCGCCCUAUGUAACAGAAGCCAGCCUGCAAACAUUUUUCAAGAGCAAAGGCAAGGUGGAGAGCGUUUUGUUUGCCGAGAAACCGGGACGGGACGAGACAGAGCACUGGUAUGAGGGAUUGGAUGUGCCCUUCUCAAAUGUAGAGGCUCCCUUUAAGUUCAAGGUGGCCUACGUUGUCUUCGAAAAGAGCACCAGCAUUGGCCGAGCUCUGGUCAUCGAGAGCAUCGAUUUGUUCAACAGCAGUGGUGAAUGUUUGAUCAAAACAGGCAUGGAGCUCUGGCACGACAACUACGUCAAUAAGUACAUAUUAGAUGCGGAGAAGACGCAACGCCAAAUCGAUGCCUAUAUGGCUAAAUAUGAUAAGAGGGAGCGUGCCGCACUGGCAGCAGCCAAAACCAGCGAAGCCGAUCCCGAUGGCUGGGUUACAGUGGGCAAGGAUGGACGCAAUGCGGGCUUUGAGCAAAAGGAAUCGGUUGUUGGACGCAUUGAACGUAAAAUGGAAAAGGAUAAGAAAACCAAGGAACUGAAGAACUUUUAUACAUUUCAAAUACGUGAAAGCAAAAUGCAAAAUAUUGUUGAACUACGUAAGAAAUAUGAAGAGGAUAAGCAAAAAAUUGAGUUGCUGAAGAAAUCGAGACGGUUCAGGCCGUUUUAGCAUAAUUUAGUUAAGAGUCGAAUAAA
Molecule: messenger RNA, 923 nt
Organism: Drosophila arizonae
Lineage: Eukaryota; Metazoa; Arthropoda; Insecta; Diptera; Drosophilidae
Product: ribosomal RNA-processing protein 7 homolog A
Biological process (GO): rRNA processing; ribosomal small subunit assembly
Cellular component (GO): CURI complex; UTP-C complex
Molecular function (GO): nucleic acid binding
Source: RefSeq, a predicted model, not a curated record